Nomascus leucogenys (northern white-cheeked gibbon) is the source of this 3374-nucleotide messenger RNA. RefSeq names its product general receptor for phosphoinositides 1 associated scaffold protein (gene TAMALIN). Gene Ontology annotation, cellular component: plasma membrane. The record is from RefSeq and is a predicted model, not a curated record. Lineage: Eukaryota; Metazoa; Chordata; Mammalia; Primates; Hylobatidae. The transcript is spliced from 9 exons. Bases 1496 to 2683 code for a protein of 395 amino acids. Gene Ontology annotation, biological process: signal transduction. Gene Ontology annotation, molecular function: protein binding.
GGAGGCUUGACUUCACUUGAAUGUUGUAUCGCUUGGGUUAUUGUUUCACAUAGCUUAAAUUUCUCUCCCCCAGCCCAUAUGUCUUCUGACCUUUACAGGCCUUAGAACGUGCUUGCUAAACACAACCAAACCAGAAUGAGGAGUGGUGGAGUUCAAGAGACUCAGGAACGUAAGAGGAAUGCACAGCACAGGGUUGUUAUGGAGACCAAGUGAGUUAAUGCAUGUAUGUAAAAGGACACACAGAACAAACAGUGUGCAUAGCACAUGGUAAGUGCUCAAUAAAUGUUAACGGUGAAGGCAUAACAGAUUUGGGAAGACUGGGGGAGGAGGGGACAGACAGGGGCACCGCAUUGCCGCCUCUGCUUCUUGGCCGAUGGGUGCUGGGACAUGGAGUCCCCAGCUUGUGCUGCUGACGCCCUGUGGUGGCUAGCCGCUCUUUAGACACCAGACGCUGCCUUCCACUUCCUCCUCUCACUUCUUAUUCGGGCACCACUGACGACAGAGACUUCGGCUGGGCCAUUCCCGCCUCUCCUACCGCCUGGCAGCCAUGGUAACAGCCUGGGGGAUGGUCCCUAAGAUGGGGUCAGAGAUGGCUGAGCAUGGCCAUCCCCUGAGCCCUGAACUCCCACUCAGCCUGGGCUCAUCCCAACCUCCUGAGUCAAGUCCAUAGUAAGCGUCUGUCUGCUGGGAAGGGGGAUCUGAACCCGGCAUCAGGAGCUGAGGAAAGGUGUUUCCAGCAGGGAUCACUCAAGCCCCUCGGAGGGGACAGGCCAGAACUAAGCCUACUGCUUUCAGGAUUUCCACCUCUUCCCUUUCUCCUAGACGUGCGAACAGGGGGCAGCCUCUUUCGGAUCUUCUGGGGCAGCUGUGUCAAGGGAAAAUCCUGGGCCCUCUCACUCCCUGGGGGCUUCUGCGCAGCGAGUUCAGGGAGCCUCCUCCCUCCUCCGUCGGGCCUCCACCCCGCCUCCUGCGCAGCCCCGCUGCCGCUCUCCUUGCCCUAGAGUCUCCUGCAGCCCCUUGGAUGCCCGUGACUCUCCCUACCUCCCCGACUCCCCAGGCUUCUUACAGUGACCUUUUACCGUGCCCCCCUCCAUGAAUCGCCAGAGCUAUUCGUCCCUAAAUUUCAAACCUUUCGCAAUGUCCCUUCACAGACCCCUCCAGGUAUCACGUAGCCCCGAGCCCCGCCCCGGGGGCCUCAUCCCGCCCCUUCGCGUCCGCGGCUCGGUUUCCCCCACUGAGCGCGCAGCUCCCGCAGCUUCCUCGGCCGUCGAGCGCCGUGGGCGGGUCUCCAGGGCGGCUGCGCCCCGCGGGGAGGGUCCUGCGUCUGGGGGCGAGGCCACCCGAGGCAGCUCCCCGCCCGCCCCCAACCCCGCCCCGCUCUCGGAGCCUAUAAAGGGAGGCGACCCGCGGCCCGCCCGGCUGGCAUCCCCCAGCCGCCGCCAGCCCCGCCGAGCGGAGCCAGCGCAGUCUCUGAGGGGCGCCCGGCGCCGGAGCCAUGACCCUCCGCCGACUCAGGAAGCUGCAGCAGAAGGAGGAGGCGGCGGCCACCCCGGACCCCGCCGCCCGGGCUCCCGACUCGGAAGUCGCGCCCGCCGCUCCGACCCCGACCCCGGGACCCCCUGCCGCAGCCGCCACCCCUGGGCCCCCAGCGGACGAGCUGUACGCGGCGCUGGAGGACUAUCACCCAGCCGAGCUGUACCGCGCGCUCGCCGUGUCCGGGGGCACCCUGCCCCGCCGAAAGGGCUCAGGAUUCCGCUGGAAGAAUCUCAGCCAGAGUCCUGAACAGCAGCGGAAAGUGCUGACGUUGGAGAAGAAGGAUAACCAGACCUUCGGCUUUGAGAUCCAGACUUAUGGACUUCACCACCGGGAGGAGCAGCGUGUGGAAAUGGUGACCUUCGUCUGCCGAGUUCAUGAGUCUAGCCCUGCCCAGCUGGCUGGGCUCACACCAGGGGACACCAUCGCCAGCGUCAAUGGCCUGAAUGUGGAAGGCAUCCGGCAUCGAGAGAUUGUGGACAUCAUUAAGGCAUCAGGCAAUGUUCUCAGACUGGAAACUCUAUAUGGGACAUCAAUUCGGAAGGCGGAACUGGAGGCUCGUCUGCAGUACCUGAAGCAAACCCUGUAUGAGAAGUGGGGAGAGUACAGGUCCCUAAUGGUGCAGGAGCAGCGGCUGGUGCAUGGCCUGGUGGUGAAGGAUCCCAGCAUCUACGACACGCUGGAGUCGGUGCGCUCCUGCCUGUACGGCGCGGGCCUGCUCCCGGGCUCGCUGCCCUUCGGGCCUCUGCUCGCCGUUCCCGGGCGUCCCCGCGGAGGCGCCCGACGGGCCAGGGGCGACAUCGACGACGCCGUCUACCACACGUGCUUCUUCGGGGACUCCGAGCCGCCGGCGCUGCCGCCCCCGCCGCCCCCGGCCCGCGCCUUGGGCCCGGGCCCCGCCGAGACCCCUGCCGUGGGGCCGGUCCCCGGGCCGCGGGCCGCGCUGAGCCGAAGCGCCAGUGUGCGGUGCGCGGGCCCUGGCGGGGGCGGAGGCGGGGGCGCGCCGGGCGCGCUGUGGACUGAGGCCCGCGAGCAGGUCCUAUGCGGCCCCGGCCUGCGCAAAACCAAGUACCGCAGCUUCCGCCGGCGGCUGCUCAAGUUCAUCCCCGGACUCAACCGCUCCCUGGAGGAGGAGGAGAGCCAGCUGUAGGGGCGGGGGCGGGCAGGGAGGUAUUUAUUUAUUUAUUCGCAACAGCCAGCACUAAAAGAGGGGGAGGCCGAGCCAAGAGGACCCCAGGAGCCCAGAGCAGCGGGAGAGGGUCCUUGCUAGCCUCGGCCCGCCGGGUCGGUUCCUGGCUGGUGUCUGCUGAGGGAGUUGGGGGCCCAGCCCCUCCUCUUCUCCCCCCCCAAACCACAGUGGGAGCUGGAGCAGGGGGAGAGCCAGGCAAUCGGGGGCCAAAGAUGGGGGUGCUCGCCUACAGUCUGCAUCUGUAGUGCCUUGUGGGGUAUCCAGGAACACCCUCCCAGCAGGGGAUGGGAACCCUAUCCCAUGCAGCCCUCUCCUCAGCUUUACUUGCUCCCCCGCCCUUAGCCUUGGGGAGAAAUGGCCCGUGGUGGGCUGACCCCCCACCCUCCACACUCACAGUUCCAUGACCCAGCGGGCCCCCAGGGGCAUCAGGUGCUGGUCCUCCUCCCUCCUGGCCUCGACCCCUAAGGGCUUCGCCCCUCCCAGGGGCCUGUAACUAAGUCGGGUCCUGCCAGGCAGGGGGCCUGUGUUCUGUGCCCCUUGGGAGACAGGAACCGGCAAGUUCAGGUGGAGUGGGGACAGCACAGACUGUUCCACCGUUCAGCAUAUUGUUGCUUCUGAACCACAAACUGUAUAAAAUGGAUGGUUUUUUGCA